This is a messenger RNA of Prorocentrum cordatum, 1992 nucleotides long. NCBI's taxonomy places the organism in Eukaryota, Dinophyceae, Prorocentrales, Prorocentraceae. The record is from the annotation of a GenBank genome assembly.
AGCCACUCAGUCCCAGGAGCCCACACUCGCGCGUUCGCGCGCCCUUCCAGAGUGGGCGAGCGGGGCCCGAAGAGCGGCGACGGUGGGCGUUUCAUGGUGCCGCUGUGGCUGGCAGUGCUUCUGGUGCCUGUGACCCUGCUGGGGGCGAUCAUUCUCACGGUGGUGCUGGUGAAGAUCUGCUGCCCGACGGCCUUCUUCAGGCUGCAGAAACCCCCCGGCUUCAUCCUCCACGCGAUUACAGGGGGCAAGGUGCCGCCCUACUUCGUGACCUGGGUGUGGGAGGACGAGCAUCUCUCCAAGUGGCUGAAGGACGGCGAUGUUGUCUGCUGCGUGGGCGCCAAGUCUGGGACCACCUGGCUGAUGAACAUCGUGCACCAGGUCCGGACCCUGGGCGACCCCAACAAUUUCCUCAAGAUGAACACGCACACGAUGCCCUGGCCAGAGUGUGACCGCUAUCCUGGCGAGACCAAGAAGGAGAAGAUGGAUCACCUGUUUGGGCUGGACGGGAUGACGAACCCCGCCUACAAGUUCAACGUCUUCAAGUCGCACUACGGGCCCCGGAAGGCGGGCGAACCGUGGAAGGAGGCAGUCAAGAGAGACGCGGUCGUGCCUGUCAGGGAGAGGCCCGGAGUGAAGUAUAUCAUCUGCAUGCGGGAAGGCAGGGACGUGAUGGCCUCUUUCUACCCGUUCUUCGCAUCCCACAACGACGAGUUCAAGAAGAUGUGGGGCGGCUUCCCGCCAACCUUCCCCGACUGGGAUGCCAACUUCAAGUUCUUCACCGAGGAGCAGCCCAACUUCUACUUCGGCUACUGCGCGGCGUGGUGGCCCUACCGCCACGACCCCAACGUGCUGCUGCUCCACUACAACGAUUUGAAGUCGGACAUCAGGGGCUGCCUGCGGAAGAUCGCAGCUUUCUGCGACGUGGCAGUUCCCGAGAGCUCGUGGCCUUUGAUCGAGGAGAAAGUGUCCCUGGGCUGGAUGAAGAAGAACGAGGGCAUCUUCAAGUACGACAUCUCCUCCAAGUACUACACCGGCACCGUCAUGAAGCAGGAGGAGGGGUCCAUGAUCCGCAAGGGCGAGGUUGGCGAUGGUCGGGGCAGGCUGACGCCAGAGCAGGAGAAGAAGUUCCAGGAGCUCAGCGACCGGUAUUUCGGGGGCCUGCCGGGCCUCGCCGAGUGGGUGGCGAAGGGCGGGCCCGUCCCACCACUCGCGGAGGCCGAGGUUGGCGGCCAGGUCGGCGGCCUGAGCGCGCCGCUGCUGGCGCGGGGGCCCUGAGGCGUGCCUUCGGCAUCGUUUCGCGCUCCCAGGGGGAGCACAGCUCUCCCAGUUGUGGCCAGUAAGUGAGACGUGCUCGCCCCCGCACGGCGACCACCCCCCCUCCCGCGGGCGAGCUCUUCGCCCCCCCCACCCCGGGGGUGCACCGUAUGUCCAGCCGCGGCUCCCGUGCGCUGCGAAUUCGAGGUCGGGCCAGGCAGCGCUCGGCGGUGCACGCGCGAGGAGCCCGGAGGUGGGCCAGGGUAAGGCUCUGCACGGGGGGCGCGCCGGAAUAUAUACGAUGUUCUAUGCUUUGGUGGGCUCGCAGGCGCCGGCCUUGAUAUAUCUAGUCAUACAAUUCGCUCUCUCCAGAGGCGACGAGGUGCAUAUCUGUGUAGUCGCGGCCCCGAGCCGCUCGCAUUGGCAACACGAUGUGUCUCGUGGCGUCUUCGCCUCAGGUGUGGUUUCGGCUCAGAGCCGCUUGCAUUGGCAAUGUUAUAUUAUAAUGUGUCUCGAGGCUUCCUCGCCUCCGAUAGUUAUAACCACAGAGCCGUGCAAGUGUUAAAAGCUCCAGCUGUCGGGCAGGAACGUGCGUUGGUUACGUUUUUAGUUAAACAUAAGUAUCACCCAAAGAGUUCCAAGAGGGCGCCAAGAGGACACCGAGAGAGUUACCCUCCCUGGACCUCCCAAAACCGUUCUCGCCUCGCACGCGGAGUCCAAAGCUGAAGCUAGAACGGC